This is a messenger RNA of Pollicipes pollicipes, 2767 nucleotides long. RefSeq names its product nephrin. NCBI's taxonomy places the organism in Eukaryota, Metazoa, Arthropoda, Thecostraca, Pollicipedomorpha, Pollicipedidae. The record is from RefSeq and is a predicted model, not a curated record. Gene Ontology annotation, molecular function: protein binding.
CGGGGGAGCGCGCGCGCGGCGGCCGACCCGACAACGCAGCCCCUGGUCUGCCGUGUGCCGGUCCGUGCCGGGCUGAGCUGGGCGGAGGCCGAACUGGUCUGGCUGGUGCUGGGGCUGAGCUGGGCGGUGAUGCGAGUGAACUUUGGCUAGUGGACCUGAACUGCUUUGAACUGAGCUGCGCUGCGCCGAGUGGGGUCGAGCUGUUUGGAGCGGAGCUGGGACAUUGCGCUUGGGGCUGAACUGUAUCGAAUGGAGCUGAACUGUUCCGAGGACGCUGAGCUGGCGUGAGACGAACGAGCGAGCUGACGACAGCAGUCAGCUGCGAGCCAGUACCAGCAGCACCGCGGCUCGGGUAGCCGCGCCACCGAGCUACGUGGACUGCGCUGAGCCACGGGAGCAAAGCUGGGCUGAACUGAGCGAGCUGAGCUGCGCUGAGCUGAGCUGAGCUAAACUGAGCUGAGCUAAGCCGAGCUACACCACCCCGUGAUCGCGUGUUGGGGGCGAGUGCGGGGAUCGGCGCCCUGACCGCAGCAGACCUCUGCCGCAGGGGAUGACCGGUCCAACCUGCUAGAUCCGAGCAGGCCAGCCGUUCGGGUCGACCCAGCGGCAGGCGAGGAGCCGUGUACGGAGGUCCGUGCGUCUCUCCGUCAGCGCGGAGCUCUAGCGCUGCUGUCCCGGCACGCUUGAGCCCACCGCCUGCUCCCGGUGCCAGCAGGCGGUGCAUCGCCGCUGCCUCCGCGCCCGGGGCCCGGCUGGAGGUCGGCACAGGUCCGCCGCGUCCGGCGGACCGCGGCGCUCGGUGCGCUCCGAGAAGUCGCCAUGCUGCUGCGAGUGAUGCUGCUGUUGCUGGCCGCCGCGCCGUGGUCCUUGGCUGACCUGGACACGACAAGUCUAUACGGAGCUAGUGACAAAAAAGGCCAGCUGACUCACGUGUCAGCUGCUGAGGGCAAGACAGCUGAGCUGCCGUGUGACGUCACGCCGCCGGUGGCUGGGGACGAGCUGCGAUUGGUGCUCUGGUAUUACGGCACCGGCGGCACGCCGAUAUACACGUAUGACUCUCGCAAGAGCAGCCGGAUUAGCGGCGCGCACUGGGUGGACCCCAAGCUGGACAGCAGCCGGGUGCAGUUCCACGCGGACUCCCGGCCGGCCCACCUGCGGGUCACGGCCGUGCAGCGCGAGGACCAGCGCCUGUACCGCUGCAGGGUCGACUUCCUCCACUCGCCCACCAGAAACUCGCGCGUCAACCUCACCGUCAUCGUGCCUCCGGGGCCUCCGGUGGUGACGGACGAGACGGGACGGGUGAUCGGCAGGGGUGCCAGCUCUCGACACCGCGAGGGCCAGAUGCUUCAGCUCACCUGUCGCUCCUCUGGAGGCUCCCCGCUGCCGAACGUGACCUGGUGGCGGGGCAGCGCCCUGCUGGACGGCACGUGGCAGCCGGGCGCCAACGGCUCCGUCUCCAACCAGCUGAUCGCCGGGCCGCUGAGCCGGGACGACCUGGGCGCCGAGUACACGUGCUGGGCGGCGAACCACGCGCUCAGCCCGCCGCGCUCCACCACCGUCGCCAUCGACAUGCUGCUGCGCCCGCUGAGCGUGGCUCUGCUGGGCACCAACAACCCGCUGUCCGUGGGGGUCACGUACCUGCUGACCUGUCAGAGCGCCGGGUCACGACCUGCCGCCGUCAUCACCUGGUGGCUGGGCGGCCGACAGCUGAAGCUCACCAAUCAGACCAGCAGUCACGAUGGCAACGUCACCACGUCGAAGGUCACACUGACACCGAAAGUUAAGGAUAGCGGCCAGAUAAUCCGCUGUCAAGCCAGUAAUCCGCACCUCAGUGACACGAUCGAGGACCUGUGGCGGCUCAAGAUACGGUAUGCGCCGCUCGUCCGUCUCCAGCUGCGCUCGUCACUGCCGAGCCGCGGCGUCAGGGAGGGCGAUCUCGUUGCCAUGGAGUGCCGGGUUCAGGCCAACCCUGCCGCCCUCAGGGUCGUCUGGAAACGCGACGGUGAGGCGCUGGUCAGUGACCCGCGCCAUGGCCUUGUGCUGGCCAACAACUCCCUGAUCCUCCGCGGUGUCACUCGCGCCGCCUCCGGCAACUACUCCUGCGAGGCCUUCAACGACGAAGGCACGGGCACCAGCAGCGUUGUGCGACUUCGGGUGCAGUACGCCCCCGCCUGCCGGCCGGACCACGUGACCCAGUACGCCGUGUCGCGCGGCGAGACGGUGAACGUCACGUGUCGCGUGACGGCAGAGCCGGCGCCGUUCCGCUUCGUCUGGGCGUUCAACACGUCAGGUCACGUGAUCGACCUGCCGGAGUCGAGCUGGCAGAGCGCGGGCGCUGCCAGCGUGUGCCGGUACACGCCGCGGACCCAGCUGGACUAUGGUGACCUCCUCUGCUGGGCGGAGAACGACCUGGCCCAGCAGGCCCGACCCUGUGUCGUCUCCAUCGUACCGGCCGAGCGGCCAGAGCCCCCGGCCAACUGUUCGGUGGCCAACGGCACGUCGCAGUCGGUGGACGUGGUGUGCGCGGCCGGCCGCGACGGCGGCCUGUCGCAGACGUUCGCGCUGGAAGUGGUCGACUCCCAGCGCGAGACACUGGUCAGCAACGUCAGCUCUGACGAGCCCAGGUUCGCGGUAGCAGGUUUGCGGCCGGGCCGGCGGUACCGACUGGAGGUGUACGCCUCCAACGCCAAGGGCAGGAGCGAUCGACACGUGACCCACUGCGAGACGCCCGAGGACGUGGCCCAGCGCAUCACCGCCGCUGAUGCUG